Molecule: messenger RNA, 1895 nt
Organism: Xyrauchen texanus (razorback sucker)
Lineage: Eukaryota; Metazoa; Chordata; Actinopteri; Cypriniformes; Catostomidae
Product: matrix metalloproteinase-23-like
Exons: 8
Coding region: 301-1437 (378 amino acids)
Biological process (GO): extracellular matrix organization; collagen catabolic process; proteolysis
Cellular component (GO): extracellular matrix
Molecular function (GO): metalloendopeptidase activity; zinc ion binding
Source: RefSeq, a predicted model, not a curated record
CCCGGAGAGAAUUAAAGUUCAGGCGAAGAAACAGAAGUGUAGUAAAGAAAGUGCACUGCACGUGUUAAACAUGUUUACCAGAAGCGUUUGAUCGUGGAGAAAAAGCCUUUUGCACAGAGACACGCUUGUCCAGCAAGAGUGCGCACAGAUUUGGAUGGAUUUAGUCCAGUGGAAAUACUUGAAUUAUCAAAAAUGGAUGACCAAAUAUGACUGAAGCACAGACACAAAGUGGAAGAUAAUCUGUCAAAGAAAUAGUAAAAGUGAGGAAAGUUUCCAUCUCAGGGCUUGCAUGAUUUAAAGAUGCGCUGGAUUUGUUCCUGUGUGCUGUUGCUGAUGGUUUUGGAGAAUGCUGUGCCUGUGGCCAUGCCUGCGUGGAGUAAACACAAGGUGGCUACUAUUCAGUUGCAUAAACCAUGUGUGCAGACACCUCCAACUGUGCACAUGCGAUCACAUGGAGGUCGGGGCCGGUCCAAGCGCUAUGCCAUCAACCCACUGGGCAACAAGUGGGAGCAUUUCAACAUCACCUACAAGAUCACAAAGUUCCCAAACACGCUAAAUAAAGAGGAUACACGCAAAGCUAUCAGUAUCGCCUUCACAAAGUGGAGUGAUGUUUCUCCUCUGACUUUCACUGAAAUCACCAACCCCAACAAAAGUGCUGACAUCACAAUAGGCUUCUACACAUACAAUCAUACAGAUUGUUGGUGGUCUCCACUGCACCCAUGUUUUGAUGGUUUGAAUGGUGAGUUGGCCCACGCCUUCCUUCCCCCACGUGGGGAGAUCCAUUUCGACAACCAUGAAUUCUGGAUUCUGGGCAAAUCUCGCUUCAGCUGGAAGCAAGGUAUAUGGCUGAAUGACCUGGUUCAGGUAGCUGCUCAUGAAAUUGGACAUACCUUAGGACUCUGGCAUUCACGGGACCCCAAUGCUCUAAUGCACCCUAAUGCAACCUACACAGGUCAGCGAAAUAUUGCCCAAGAUGAUAUCUGGGGCAUCCAGCGCCUCUACGGGUGCAUGGACAAAAAACGUGUAUGUGAUCCCUGGGCACAGUUGGGCUUUUGUGAGAGGAGGCGGAGCUUCAUGAAGAAAAACUGCCCGCAGCGCUGCGACCUGUGCUACGAGCCUCUGGAUACUGUGUCCACCCCGACCCCUCCACCUGAAAAUGUGAAGAUCAAAAUUGUGCCAAGAGGAAAAGUUGUGGGCUUCCGCUGUGGGACAAAAAAUUCCCUAGUGCCUCCAAAAGUCAGCUGGUAUAAGGACGGCGAGCAGCUACUGACAUCCAUUCCUGGCUAUAUUGUUAUUAAAGAUCGGGAUCUGCGGCUCGUGGCCAAUGAAUUCAAUGAAGGGACGUACACCUGUCGCAUCCAUCGCCGCGGUAACAUAGUUUCUGCUAACUCCUGGGCCAUCCGCUUGAAGCCAGAGCUGUCCUCCAACAACAGCUGAUGAAGAGAGGAUGGAUUUAUUGACCACUUGCUCUAUCUCCAGGGCUUGAUACCACUCUGACCACCACUGCAGUGAACCCAUCUCUGAUCAGUGAUCAACUCCAGACUCUCUUAAAGAACAACCUGCAAUGGUUUGUUUACAGGCAGAUGUGCUUCUGUGAAUCUCAGAUAAGACAAUGUGAAUCUCUUGAAAACACAUACAGAUCACCAUUGGGAUUCUUUCAAGGUUCACACAGGCAUGAAUAAUGAGUAAAUACAGUCUCGUUGAAUCUUAAUGUAGUGAUUUCCAGCCCAGGAAAAGUCAUGGAUUAAUAAUACAAUUAAUACAUUUCUAUAAUGGUAAACAUUUUCUAGUUAAGCUCUCUAAAAUCUUAAAUAUUUAAUAGACUAGUAAUCACAAACUACUAAAAAAGUUAUAGAUAAAUCAUGACUAUUCAGUGGUUCUUUGCAUUGUAACCC